Messenger RNA from Cladophialophora immunda, 2425 nucleotides. RefSeq lists its product as uncharacterized. NCBI's taxonomy places the organism in Eukaryota, Fungi, Ascomycota, Eurotiomycetes, Chaetothyriales, Herpotrichiellaceae. Bases 191 to 1378 code for a protein of 395 amino acids. The record is from RefSeq and is a predicted model, not a curated record. Gene Ontology annotation, biological process: proteolysis; attachment of GPI anchor to protein; protein localization to cell surface. The transcript has a single exon. Gene Ontology annotation, cellular component: GPI-anchor transamidase complex. Gene Ontology annotation, molecular function: GPI-anchor transamidase activity.
CUCCAAACACUCCUCGUUGCUUACCAACUCAUUCCCAAUGAGCGCUUCUGGAUACGCCUGUGGUGCUCGCAAUUCUAGGACUAGAAAACGAAGAUGAAAUCCCUGCAUCCUCCUCUUCUGAUGCUGUUCUGGUGAAAACCAACCCGCUCGCUUGCAAGGAGGGCUGAACUCCUCUGACUCCGCGCCCAUCAUGAGGCCAACACAUUCGCUAUGGGCGCUCUUCGCCCUCGUCGCGGUCGCCUGUGCCGCUCACACGUCCAACUGGGCCGUUCUGGUGUCUACCUCUCGCUUCUGGUUCAACUACCGCCACCUGGCCAACACGCUCUCUCUCUACCGCACCGUCAAGCGACUCGGCAUUCCCGACUCCCAAAUCCUCCUCCUGCUCCCCGACGACAUGGCCUGCAACCCGCGCAACGCCUUCUCCGGGACCGUCUACUCCAACGCGGACCGGCGCAUGGACCUGUACGGCGAGAACGUCGAGGUCGACUACCGCGGCUACGAGGUCACGGUGGAGAACUUCAUCCGCCUGCUGACCGACCGCUGGGAGGAGGGCGUGCCUGCGAGCAAGAGACUGCAGACGGACGAGGGCAGCAACAUCCUGAUCUACAUGACGGGCCACGGGGGCAGCGAGUUCCUGAAGUUCCAGGACAGCGAGGAGAUCUCGAGCUGGGACCUGGCCGACGCGUUUUCGCAGAUGCGGGAGAAGAAGCGGUAUAACGAGAUGUUGUUCAUGAUCGACACGUGCCAGGCGAACACCCUCUAUCGGCAGUUCUACGCCCCGGGCAUCAUUGCGACGGGCUCUUCGGAAGAGGACGAGAGUUCAUACUCCCACCACGCGGACAACGACGUUGGCGUGGCCGUCAUCGACCGGUGGACGUACUAUGUUUUGGAGUUUCUGGAGACCCAGGUCACGGGGCCGACGUCGGACAAGACGUUGGGGGAUCUGUUCGACAGCUACGACGUGCAGAAGAUCCACUCGAACCCCGGGGUGAGGUGGGAUCUGUUCCCUGGCGGGGAGCAGGCCGGGCGGAGUCGCAGGGUCGUCGACUUUUUCGGGAAUGUCCAGAGUGUUGAGAUUCAGGGCAACAAAUCAGGGGUCGAGAGCCUGAAGGACGAUAUUGAGGGUUUGAAACGACUGGUACAGGAAUACGAGGCUUUCGCGGCCGCCCAGGAAAGCAACAAGACACAAAUGUCUGAUCUUCUGCAACAAAGGACAAGCGAGACCAAUGGCACUGCCCAGAGAGGCUUGUCGAAGCAGCGGGACCCCGUCGGCAGAAUGAAGGUGACAGAAAACACGCAGUGGGCUCGAAGAGUUGCUGGAGCGACCGUUCUGUCUGGACUUGCAGCACUGUGGUAUUUUGCCCCCAAGCUUGUCUGAGAAGAAAUCCACGUUCCAUCUCCCUCGCAACGACCUGUCAACACUGCUACGAACAGAUAACGGUGCUAGAAUCACGACUGCUCGGCUUCGUACGGGAUAGCCUUGUUCUUCUCCGCCCACAGCUUCUCCGCCUCGGAGAAUGGCGGGGGAGGAUCCAAUCCCUGGAUUCUCCAGAGAUCACGGGGCGUCUCAUAGAUGUGCAGUUCCCAUUCCAACUCGGCUCUGUCGAUGAUGUACGGUUUCAAGACCUACACCAGGGUGUCGUUAGACGGGUGUCCCAGGGAAUAUCGAGCCAAGAUUCAGCAUGACCCAAACAACUCUCAGCUGGACCAUGAGCAACUGCAAGGUCUGCCCGCAGAAGAUGAACGUAGGGGGAGCUGAUACAUACAUCAUUGAUUCGAUCCAUCCACGCCUUUCUCCUCGCUUUCCCCUCCUCGGUCUCGGGCCCCAUCAUCACCCUGGCGAUCUGCUCCACCACAAUCCUCACGAAAUUGUUCUUGGAUUCGCCGCCGACGAAGAUCCCCUUCUCGUCCACGUCGACGAAUAUGACGACGACAUAGAAGGGCGGGAGGCCGCGCGAGACGUAGAGGUCGGUGAUGGCCUUGGAGAUGCCCUCUCUCUGGGCCGAGGUGAAGAUCGACGGGUGGGAAAAGAUGCGCCAGAGAGGCAUGCUGAUGGAAUGCCUAAUAGAGUGAUGGGAGGGAAAGGUUGUGCUGUGUCUUGACUAAGCACGUGAGGGCUGUUGGUGUUCUUGCUCGUUGGAUUAGAGAGGAACUUUCUGUAGGAAAGGGGGAGAGGAGGAGGGCUGGAUAUAUAUCUUCUCACCAUGCCUCGGACCUGGGCUUUUGGAUAAUAUACGCCCUGCGAAGCAGGACGACAUGGCAUGAGAUCCACCACACGUCUCGGCAGUGCCCACCAUGGACCACAGUUGUACCGAGUACGAGUAGUAGUACAGAUGCUGCAUGACCUGGUAGCUUGUAGGGAGGUAGUAGAUCUGAUAUGACAGGGAUGAGGCCAGUGGAGCGUCAUCUUCGCCCUCGUUCUUAC